AUGGCAUCGACCACAGGAAAGCGGAAGCGCAACGAUGUCCCGACGAAGCCCGUGAAAAAGAUUGCCAGCAGCAGCACAAAACCUGCUCCAAGGCUACAAGGGAAUGGAACUACGACGAAUGGCCACAAACAGGACGAUAAGGCUCUGGCUCCAUCAAACGGGACAAGUAGCAAGCAACAUAACAGCAGUGCUCCGGUCCACAUUCAAAUCGUCACCGGAUCCUACGAACGGGUGCUUCACGGCUUUGCAGCAAGAAUUCCUCGAUCAAAAUUAAACGUCGACUCUGACCCUGCCACCACGCAAAAGCGAGCAGAUGAAGUCUCCUUCUCCGACAGCUUCCUCUUCGCCGCCCACUCCUCCGCCAUCCGCUGUCUAGCUCUCUCAUCUUCAGCAGAAGCGGACAAAUGCCUCCUCGCGACCGGAAGUUCAGAUGAGCGCAUCAAUAUCUACAGUCUCUCCACCGUCCCGCCAUCUCCCUCUGCACCCAACCUGCCCUCCCUCUCCGGAACUGCUAUCGCCGAGAAUCCUCGCAACAAGUCUCUCGGCAGUCUCACUCACCAUGACCGCGCGAUAACAGCUCUCCAAUUCCCGACCAAAUCGAAGCUCUUCAGCAGCGCCGAGGAUGCCACCAUCGCCAUAUCCCGGACCCGCGACUGGACGGUCCUCUCCUCCAUCAAAGCGCCCAUACCGAAACCUCAAGGUCGUCCUUCAGGCGAUACAGCCGGACCGGGAGAAGUGCCAGCUGGUGUCAACGAUUUUGCGAUCCACCCUUCUCAAAAGCUCAUGCUGAGCGUCGGCCGCGGAGAGAGAUGUAUGCGACUGUGGAAUUUGAUGACUGGCAAGAAAGCUGGUGUGUUGAAUUUUGAUCGAGAUCUUCUCAUUCAAGCGGGCGAGAGCAAGUUCAGCAGUGGUGAGGGACGGCGGGUAUUGUGGGAUGGUGAGGGUGAAAAUUACGUGGUCGGAUUCGAACGUGGUGCGGCGCUAUUCGGUAUCGACUCGAAGCCGAAAGCGGUCAUUCGACCUUCACCGUCUUCGAAGAUCCAUCAGAUGCGUUUUCUGCCAACGACGGAGGGCGAGCCGAGCGUUCUUGCGCUAUCGACCGAAGACGGGAGGAUCCUCUUCUACGAUCUGGAGGGUAGCGCUGAAGCUGCGGACGCCUCGAAACUUCCUCUGGCUUCCUGUAUCGCCCAACUUGGAGGUGCCAAUGCCGGUAUUAGCGGACGAGUGAAGGACUUUGAGAUUCUAAAGCUGGGCACACCGGGAAGCGAGGAAUCCCUGGUCUUUGUGACUGCCAGCAGCGAUGGCGCCGUGAGAUUAUGGAACGUCCUUCGAUCGCAAUUGAAGACCGGCAGCGAAAGUGAGGAACCGACGCAGGUUGGCCAGCUCAUCGCUACUCAUGAGACAGGCAACCGCAUCACUUGCCUUGGAGCGUUCUUGUUAGAUGGCAAGUCUAGUGGUGUCGAGGAGCCUGAGGAGGAGGGAGGUGCUGACGAAGGUGAGGAGGAAGAUAGCUCUGAGGAUGAUGCCGAGUAG
Messenger RNA from Zymoseptoria tritici IPO323, 1533 nucleotides. RefSeq lists its product as uncharacterized. Gene Ontology annotation, molecular function: protein binding. The record is from RefSeq and is a predicted model, not a curated record. The transcript has a single exon. Bases 1 to 1533 code for a protein of 510 amino acids. Lineage: Eukaryota; Fungi; Ascomycota; Dothideomycetes; Mycosphaerellales; Mycosphaerellaceae.